CUACAGUACAUAAGCAGCGUCAACGCUGGGAGCAACAGUCGAUAGUAUUAUCAGUGUCCGGGUAAACUCACUCGCGUCAAAUUCGGGUGUCCACUUCAACAAUACUUAAUCAAUUACAGUAUGACUAGGACAGUCGUCAUGGUGACGAAGGUGUGCGUGGUGUACGCAAUGUGCGUGAGUGUGGCCUGGGUGCUCCCGGACAGGCCGCCAGACUGUGCGUGCGUGUGGACGAUGCCCUGGCACGUGCCCUUCACCCAGCCCUCCACAGACCCGCCGCCCUACACACUCAACAUCUCCGACACUCGCGUCCUGACAAACAUGACGGUCACUAUGUUGUUGGUGGGGAAGACGCCGGCGGAGGGGUUCCUGGUGCAGGUGCACGACCCCAGUGGCAACACUCUGGGCGCCUUCACCCCAACACCAGGACUCGUACAGACCAUGACCUGUAAACGUCCGAAUGACACCGCAACUCACGUCAGUAACAAAAAGAAUAUGAUGGUGACCUUCCAAUGGCAGCCACCAAGUGAUUACAACGGGCAAGCUUUCUUCAAGUAAGUGGGCGACCGUGGUGAGGACCUACAGCACUUUCUGGACUGGCAUUACCUCCAAUACUUUCAACGUCAGUAGCUCUUGAGCUGGACUCCACCACUUCCUUAUCAUUAACAGCAACUUUAUGAUCCAUCUGUAUCUCUUCCUUUCCUGGAAUAUCCACGUUCUCUAACUUCAUCCACAAGCGACUUUGCUUAUACCUUCUGCUUACCAUAAGUCCUAAACGUGCGGGAGCAGUGUAUCUGUGCUUCGUACUCGCGGCGGCGCACUCUUGUUAACCAAGUUACUGUUAUACUGAAACUGAUGCAUGAAGUGCAUACUAAAUGGACUCUCGACUGAAUAAUAAAUUUACUCUAAUA
Molecule: messenger RNA, 908 nt
Organism: Procambarus clarkii (red swamp crayfish)
Lineage: Eukaryota; Metazoa; Arthropoda; Malacostraca; Decapoda; Cambaridae
Product: putative defense protein Hdd11-like
Cellular component (GO): membrane
Source: RefSeq, a predicted model, not a curated record